AUGCUCUGGUGGAUCUAUUUGUUGCUUGUUAGUCAGGCCCUCGCUACCCUGCCCUCUGGCGGCUACGCUCCUGGCACCAUCAGCUGUCCUGGCGGACUGCUGUUGACCAGAGACGCUUCCGAGCUCUCGCCCAGCGAGAAGGACUGGUUGGCAGUCCGCCACGCCGUGGCGGACCCCCAGCUAGCAGCCUUCCUCAAGGCUGCCAACAUGUCUGACUUUGACGUCGACUCGUUCUUGGCCGACAAACACAUCAACAUCGCGUUGACGUUUAGUGGAGGUGGCUUGCGGGCCAUGUACUGUGGAGCAGGUCAGUUAAACGCGUUGGACCUGCGGUCGUCUGGCAACUCGCCGUUGAAGGGAAUACUCCAGGCAUCCACGUACGUGGCAGGCCUCUCGGGAGGCUCGUGGUUGGUGGGGUCGUUGGCGCUCCAGAACUUCCAGUCCGUGGAAGAUAUCCUUUCCCAGGGCAAGCUCUGGGACUCCUCGGGGUCGGUGAUCCGCCCCUAUCGAUUCAAUGUGGUGGAAAACACUCUCCAGUUCACUAGAAUCGGCUUCGACAUCUUGGCCAAGCAAGCCGCCUUCUUCCUCACCUCGAUCACCGAUAUCUGGGGAAGAGCAUUGUCCCAUCAGUUGUUCAACACAUUCGAUCAUGACGGCAGAGCUGUCACUUACUCGGACAUUGCUGCCAGCGCCGACUUCAAAGCAGGCAAGUUUCCGUUUCCCAUCGUGGUGGCCGACGGAAGGGCUCCCGGAACCACCAUCCUCAACUUUAACUCCACCGUGUUCGAGGUCAACCCAUUUGAAAUCGGUUCCUGGGACCCCUCGUUGAACCAAUUCUCCCAGCUUCGGUACCUCGGCACCAAGGUGAAUGCCGGAGUUCCACACGGCAAAUGCUACGCUGGGUUCGACAAUGCCGGUUUCAUUGUUGGAACCUCGUCCAGUUUGUUCAAUCAGCUCCUUGUCCAAAUGGACCAGUCGGUACUUCCUCCCGUGUUGAAGAAGUUGCUCGACAUAGGCACAUUGCCAUUAUCCUUGGAAGAUGUGGCCUAUUACGACCCUAACCCCUUCUUUUCCAGCAAUGGUUCCACCUCUAUCCAAAAGGCCCAGAGGUUGACAUUGGUGGAUGGCGGUGAAGACACCCAGAAUGUGCCUCUUACACCCUUCCUCCACUCGGCCAGAGAUGUGGAUGUCCUUAUCGUCAACGACAACAGCAACGACAGACACGGCUGGCCCGAUGGAACCUCUUUGGUAUCCACCUACCAGAGACAGUUCACCCCACAAGGCAAGGACGCUCCGUUCCCCUACGUUCCCGGGCAGUCGUCGUUCCGGAACUUGAAUUUGACCGCAAAACCUACCUUCUUUGGGUGUGACGCCAAAAACUUGUCCAGCUUGACCAACAACAUCUACGAUGUGCCUUUGGUGGUAUACAUGGCUAACAGGCCUUUCACCUAUUGGUCCAACACCUCCACCUUCAAACUCUCGUACACCAAGGACCAGAGACAAGGCGUGAUAGCCAACGGGUACCAAGUCAAUUCCAGAGAAGAGGGCAAGCUCGACUCCGAAUGGGCUGCAUGUGUGGGAUGUGCUAUCAUCAGAAGGCAACAGGAGAGAAACGGCCAGGACCAGAGCGACCAGUGCAAACGUUGCUUCCAGAAGUACUGCUGGAACGGAGAGAUUUACCAGGGUGAAGACCUUGGUGACAAUUUCACUCCUGACGGGAUUACCAAGGGGGCCACGUUUUUCAAUGGGGAUAACACCAAGGGAAUUCACGACGGGGGUGAUUCGUUGUGA
Messenger RNA from Suhomyces tanzawaensis NRRL Y-17324, 1791 nucleotides. RefSeq names its product lysophospholipase precursor. The record is from RefSeq and is a predicted model, not a curated record. The coding region runs from base 1 to 1791 and encodes 596 amino acids. Gene Ontology annotation, biological process: glycerophospholipid catabolic process. The transcript has a single exon. Gene Ontology annotation, molecular function: A2-type glycerophospholipase activity. Gene Ontology annotation, cellular component: plasma membrane; intracellular membrane-bounded organelle; cytosol. NCBI's taxonomy places the organism in Eukaryota, Fungi, Ascomycota, Pichiomycetes, Serinales, Debaryomycetaceae.